Oncorhynchus masou masou (cherry salmon) is the source of this 2800-nucleotide messenger RNA. RefSeq names its product synapse differentiation-inducing gene protein 1-like. Gene Ontology annotation, cellular component: synaptic vesicle membrane; excitatory synapse; postsynaptic density membrane. The coding region runs from base 545 to 1408 and encodes 287 amino acids. NCBI's taxonomy places the organism in Eukaryota, Metazoa, Chordata, Actinopteri, Salmoniformes, Salmonidae. The record is from RefSeq and is a predicted model, not a curated record. The transcript has 4 exons. Gene Ontology annotation, biological process: positive regulation of synapse assembly; synaptic vesicle clustering.
AAGGUUUCUAUUCGACACGUUCACAUACAAAGCACAGUGCAGCUGCCUUCGUUUCACAAGUAAGAUGCUCUUCUUGUGGUAUGUCUGUAGCUUGUGUUGCUUGCAUGCUGCUGCAUCUGUUCCCCGCUGGAUUCAUCCAAUCUGAGCAGAAGCCAACUGCAACACCCCCAUUGCAGGCACACAAAUGAAAAGUGUAAUUGACUGAUGUUUUUUGCUCUGCUUUUUGGAGGGUGGAAAUCGGACUGUUGAGGCUUGGGUUUAACACUUUUGGGCAGAUUAGGCGGAGACUCGGAGUUCUGGCUAGAUGUAUAUGGGAUAGCUUGUAGAGAAUUACCAGAGAAAGGGAACGAGCCCUGACGGAUUGAUAAACCCUCUGUCCACUUAUGUUUCCCACGGGAUCCAGCCUAUUCGCCGCAAAACGCCCUUUCACCUUGGAAGGAGAGUGCAGCCUGCCAUCCCAUGCCUUCCCCAACCCAAGGCCCCUAUGAGAGAGGCCUUUAAAGAGGAGGGGAUUUGAUCAAACAAUCCAGCUCUCUAAGCCAGGAUGGAGAGUGGACCAGGACAGGGAGCGGGGUUAGGCUCAAUCCAGGCUGUGGAGGCUGAGCCCCCCACCCAGCAGAUGACUUCUCCAAUCGGGAGAGGAAGGAAUGCAGGGCUGGCCUCCUGCAAGCACAACAGUCUGAUCAACACCCGCAGCUUGAUGGUAGAGACUAAAGAAGGGCUGGUGUCGGUGUACUCGGCCCCCCAGUACCAGGGUCACAUGGUCGUCAACCUGUCCCCUCAGCAGGAGCAGAAUGGUCAGGGGGUGGGCAGAGGAGGGGGACACCCACAGCUGCUCAACCCCAGCGCUCUGCCCCAGGGCAUGGACCCCCGCUUCAGGCCCAACCUGAUCCUGUACUCUGAAAACAUGCUGCGGGCCUGGGGGGAUGGAGGAGUCGGGGAUUGCUGUGAGACCACCUUCAUAGAGGACUUGGCAUCCGGCUCCUCUGCUGCCUCCAAGGAUGGGCUGAUGUUUGCCGAUGGAAAGUUCCUGGAACUGUCUGUGGAGGAUGCAAAGAUCCAGACCCUGUCUUAUGACAUUGACGAUGAUGAUGAGUUCCAAGAGCUGGAGAGCGAGUACUCGAGCGACUCGGAGAGUGAGGACAACUUCCUCAUGAUGCCACCAAGAGACCACUUGGGCCUGAGCGUCUUCUCCAUGGUGUGCUGCUUCUGGCCCCUGGGGAUCGCUGCCUUCUACCUGUCCCACGAGACGAACAAGGCAGUGUCUAAGGGGGACUUCCACUUGGCCAGCUCCAGCUCCAGACGUGCCCUCUUCCUGGCUGUGCUGUCAAUCACCAUCGGGACAGGCAUAUAUGUGGGCCUGGCUGUAGCUCUCAUCGCAUACCUCUCCAAGAACCACCACUUGUAGCCUUGCCCUGGCCCCCCCCCCGCACUACAGGACUGAUUGCGCUGGGGGAGUGGUUCACUUGGGGGCAGUUUAACAAUGGAAUUUAGGCCUGCAAACUAUGGGACUAUCAGGAUGAACAGAACCUGGCCAUAUGGUUGACUCAACUCAUGGGAUAUAACAUAAGAGGGUUAUGAUAUGGAAAAUAGUCUUGUAAUGGUCAAGUCAUUCUCUCAUUUUGACAAAGAAAAACUGGAAACUCUUAGUCGUUCCAUACACAACUGAAUAUUUUGUUCUUCAGAUGUCUAAAAUUGGUGUGUGAGGUUUACCAAGGCAAGACACAUCCUUUGAGAGGUCAGACCAACCUGCACUAAAUAUUACCUGUACCAAGGGCAUAGUGUUCGUUUACGGAGCUUGCUCUCUGCUCGGUUAACAGUGAGUUGUGGAGUGGGCUGCUUUAUGUUCAGCUACAUUUACCACACUAUCAGUCACAUUUGGCAGCUCCUGUCGAGUAUAAAGAGGGUGGAUAAAAGUGCUUUUAAAGCUGUCACUCAUCCAUACAUUCAACCUGUAUACAUGUAAUCUACAUCACAUUGAAUUGAUCUGUAGAAGUCGCAUAGUAGACACUGCAGCUCACUUAUUAAGUAAGGUGAUGGUCUAUAUACUGCACUCUAAUACAGUAUCUUGGUGGUCCUAUUAUCUCAAGGGAGAACUGAUGUGUCCUCACGGCACAAUUUUUUUUAACACAUGCCACACACCUGAAAUGUGGAGCUUUGUUGUAACCCUUCGACAACAUGCUUUUGUGUUUCAUCAGGGAGAUCAAGUCUCUCUGACAGAACCUGCUUACACAGAGAUACCUCCAUGUUGAUAGGCACAAAUCACUAAGGAAGAGAAAGCAGACGAGUCUUUGGAGGCAGAAGCCAUGCUGUAAAUACCUCGAUACAUGCCUAACUGCAAUGUUUGUUUUUUUGCAAUACUAUUUAUUUUCCUGUUGUAUACUGCUACUAUGUAUGGGCGGCACGUAGCCUAGCAGUUCAGAGCGUUGGGGCGGUAACCAAAAAGGUUGCUGGUUCGAAUCUCCGAGAUGACUAGGUGGGAAAAUCUGUCUAUGUGCCCUUGAGCAAGGCACUUCACCCUAAUUGCUCCAGAAUUGCCAUCAAUAAUGGCUGAUCUCUGGUUGUGACCCCACUUUCCGAGGGUGUCUCAGGGGGAGUGAGUUAUGCAAAAAAACACAUUUCCAAUUCACACAUAUGUAUAAUACACACUUGUACAUGUGUGAAGUAGGACAAAUGUAAUUAUUAUGUCAAAACUGUCAAUUUUGGGGGGAAACUCAUUGGACUCAGUGUUUGACAUAAAAGUGCUUGCAAAUUAAAUGUAUUUCCAUUAAAAAAUGGUUGAUUUUACAGUCUGACUUGG